Molecule: messenger RNA, 576 nt
Organism: Contarinia nasturtii (swede midge)
Lineage: Eukaryota; Metazoa; Arthropoda; Insecta; Diptera; Cecidomyiidae
Product: zinc finger protein 786-like
Exons: 1
Coding region: 1-576 (191 amino acids)
Biological process (GO): regulation of transcription by RNA polymerase II
Molecular function (GO): RNA polymerase II cis-regulatory region sequence-specific DNA binding; DNA-binding transcription factor activity
Source: RefSeq, a predicted model, not a curated record
AUGUUUUUAGAGAGCGUUUGUACUCAAACAUCAUCUCAACAUCCAUUUGCGUACUCAACCAAACAACUGCCGUUUGCCUGCAUCAAAUGUGGUCAACGAUUCGCUCAAGAAAAUAAAAAGCAGUUGCAUGAGGAUCGAUGUAAAUACCGACGGUUCGAGUGCUAUCUCUGUCCGCAUCAAUGUUUUGACAAAGGUCAUUUGAAUCAACAUAUGCAACUAAAACACUGGGGUCAAAAACUAUUCGAUUGUGCUGUUUGUGAAAAGAGAUUUGGUCGAAAAGGCGAUCUUAAGAAACAUUUGGCUACACAUGCCAAACCAAGCCCAUUCCGUUGUGCCAAAUGCUAUCGACUAUUUUCCAAAGAAGGUGACAGAAAAGCACACGAAGAACGCUGCCAUCGUCGCCUACAGCAGUGCUACUUGUGUAAAGAUUUAAAGACAGAUUCACGUCAAUUAAAGCUGCACAUGCUAAACUAUCAUACGGGUGAAAAACCAUUUCCGUGCAAACUAUGCGAUGCACGUUUUGCAAUGCAAGCUACUGCUAAACACCACAUGAAGACCAUUCAUCGCCAAUCGUAG